Castor canadensis (American beaver) is the source of this 2771-nucleotide messenger RNA. RefSeq names its product Ras association domain family member 5 (gene Rassf5). Gene Ontology annotation, cellular component: nucleus. The record is from RefSeq and is a predicted model, not a curated record. Gene Ontology annotation, biological process: signal transduction. Lineage: Eukaryota; Metazoa; Chordata; Mammalia; Rodentia; Castoridae.
CUUCGACGGCCGGUAACAGUGCCUGCUGGGAUCCGGCCCCAGUCCAUCUACGAUGCCAUCAAAGAGGUGAACCUGGCGGCCACCACAGACAAGCGGACAUCCUUCUACCUGCCACUCGAUGCCAUCAAGCAACUACACAUCAGCAGCACCACCACAGUCAGUGAGGUCAUCCAAGGGCUGCUCAGGAAGUUCAUGGUUGUGGACAAUCCCCAGAAGUUUGCGCUUUUUAAGCGGAUACACAAGGAUGGACAAGUACUAUUCCAGAAACUCUCCAUUGCUGACUGCCCCCUCUACCUGCGCCUACUCGCUGGGCCUGACACCGAUGUCCUCAGCUUUGUGCUAAAGGAGAAUGAAACUGGAGAGGUGGAGUGGGAUGCCUUCUCCAUCCCUGAGCUCCAGAACUUCCUAACGAUCCUGGAAAAAGAAGAGCAGGACAAAAUUCAACAAGUGCAGAAGAAGUACAACAAGUUUAGACAGAAACUGGAGGAGGCCUUACGAGAAUCCCAGGGCAAACCUGGGUAACCGGUCUCGCUUCCUCUCCUCCCAGUGCCCUCAGAUCUAUUUUUAUUAAUUAUUAUUUUGCAACAGACACUUUUUCUCAGGACACCUCUGGUGGGUGUAUUUGUGCCUGCCCAGCAGUUCAUAUGUGGCACAAAGUCUCUUCCAUGGACAAGUGUUUGUGUGGGGGCCGAUUCCUGCCCACCCUUCACGCCAUGCCCAUCAGCAGGCUCUGUGGGUGAUCAGAACUCAUGUGAGAUGAACAGUACCAUCCUCUCUCAAUCUGCAAGCCUUCCACAAACCAGAUAGUUGUGUCUUUGGUCACCAAACUGGAACAUAUCAUACCAGCCAGCAAAAGGAAAGCAAAAGGUUUUAGAGCUAUAUGUUCCCCUGGCUUUGGUUCUUCAAUUUCUCUUAUUUGAAACCGAUAGUACCUUUAUUUAUGAGUCAAACAUUGUAGCAUAUUUCUUUAGUAGGUCUGAGCUAAGACCUGAAAGCAGGAUAAUGCUCACAAAAGGAUUGCCCUAAGGUGCCCACUGUUCAUUCUUAAGGCAAGUUCAUGCAGUUAUGGGCCCCAGAUGCUCCAGGUAAGGAGAACCAAAGCUGAAAUCAGCUCAGAAAUUUCCACAGAAGUUGCAGCAGGCACUGGCCCUGGCCCUCAUCAUCUGAGACUGCACAUGUAAACCCAAAGGCAUGUAUCUGCAUAUGUGUACCAACAGUUGUUUGUUUUGAGUUACAAAGUUGAAUAUUGUCAUCAUCCUCACGUGUUUCCACCAAAGGGAAACCAGCCAUUAACCAUUCUCAAAGUCUCCUGCUGAGUCAGGAAAUCAGGCAAGAGAAAACCAAAAAGCAUUGUAGAGAAACCUAUCUUUAGCCUUCCCCCAGUUAGAGUAGAGGGCCUGGGCUGCUUUGGUUCUCUGCUCUUGGCCUCCAGCACUGCCUCCCUUCUCCUACCAAGAUGCUGGGAUCUCCAGGAGCUUCCCAAGGAGUGGCCUUGAUUACAGAGGGGGAUCCUGCAACUAGGCCAGCUUGGAGUCCUUUCUGUUUUGAAGAACGGCCUGCCCGAGACACUGCACUCAACAAACCCAUGGGCCUGGCCUCCCCAUUGACCUCAGUGCCUUUUUGUUUUCAGAGAAAGAGGGAGAGAGAAAGAGCAGGGCAUAUUAGCUUGAAGCUCUGUUGCUGGCUUGUUACUGCCAGGAAGUGGACAACAGUGGUGUGGGAUACAAGGCCAGAGGAGCCCUCCCUCCACGUACGGGGUGAGGGUCACUCCUUCUACCCAUCCAGGUUCCUAGGCUUUGACUACUAAGAAGUAGUAUCAGACCACAUGGACAGGGAGAAUCAGAUUCCUGAAUCUGAACUUUUGUACUGGCUCCUUGUUUAGGUUCAAGUUUAAAAUAAAUUAGACAAUUCCAGCAAGUAGCUAGGACUGCAAAGACCUCUAAAGGAGAGGGAGAAGGACUUGUCUUUUUUCAAAGCAGGGCUGCUGUUCCAAUCCAGUUUCUAAGAGACCAUUUUUUUGCUGUCCUCUGCCUUCUCAGGUCCCUCUAGGGGACCUAGGGCCCAAGCUUGUUCAUGUAGCCUAAGACGUUCCCUCCCUGAUCCAGGCUGAGUCCACACUGCCCCUUAUCCCAGAGGAAUGCUGACCCCUUGUCAUACAAACUGUGUUGUCUUUAGAGCUGCAAAAGCAACACAAGCUAGCAACUCUAAAGGACUGUAUAAGACAGAAACUCCCAGGUUAUCUGCCAUCUCAUGCUCAGCCUUAUCACCUCCCUCCCUUAAGAACUCACUCUCCCUGCUGUGUCACAGGGAGCAGUUGAGUCACUUCCCUCAUUCUGCAUGUCUCUAAAAUCAGAGAAGGCAUGGCUCCUGCUGCAACCGCUGUGAAUGCUGCUGAGAACCUCCAUGGGGAUGGUUACUUUAUUUUUGAGAAGAAAGUCGUGUGUGUGUGUAUAUAUAUAUAUAUAGAGAGAGAGAGAGAGAGAGAGAGAGAAGCAUAUAGCUAUAUAUAAAGAGAAAAGGGUGUUUAUGAAAUAAGGAAAUGAUGGGAAAUUAAGACUUUGAAGCAGUUAGACCCUGGACCUAGAAUGAGGUUUGAGCCUCUGGAAAGUAUGUGUAGAGUUCCCCUCCCUCCCAGAGGUGGGUAUAACUGCUGUAGUGCCUUCUAUGGUUGUGUUGCUCAGUGUGUGUUUGUUUGUUUUGAGGAUAUUUUCUUUUUAAAUGUCUUUCUUAUAUGGGUUUUAAAAAGUAAUAAAAGCUUGUGGUAAAAAUGA